Molecule: messenger RNA, 792 nt
Organism: Aspergillus japonicus CBS 114.51
Lineage: Eukaryota; Fungi; Ascomycota; Eurotiomycetes; Eurotiales; Aspergillaceae
Product: putative short-chain dehydrogenase
Exons: 2
Cellular component (GO): intracellular anatomical structure
Molecular function (GO): oxidoreductase activity, acting on NAD(P)H, oxygen as acceptor
Source: RefSeq, a predicted model, not a curated record
CUCCGUGAUAUCCGUCCGCUCUUCGGGCUCCAAGGUCGCAAGUACAUCGUCACGGGCGGUGCGCAAGGCAUUGGCUUCGCGGUGGUUCGUGCAAUCGCAGAACAUGGGGGAAGUGUAGCUGUCCUCGACAUACGAGACACCCCGGAUGAUGAGUUUGAGACUCUUCAAGCUCGCUUUGGCGUCCAGACAGUCUACAUCCCGACCGAUGUCUCCAGUGAAGAUAGUCUCGUCGCAGGCUUCAACAUAGCCGUGGAAAUCCUCGGGACCAUUGACGGGGCCUUUACCAGUGCUGGAAUUGCUAUCGAAAAACCUUUCAUUGAACAGACAUGGAAGGAGGUAUCGAGAAUCCAAGAAAUCAAUGUUCUCGGCACCUUUUUCACCACCCAGUUAGUUGUCAAGCAAUUGCUCAGACAGGGGACACCGGGAAGCAUUGUACAUGUCGCCUCGAUCACCGCCCACACCGUGCUCCCCAAGCACCGAAUGGCCGGAUACAAUGCUUCCAAGGGAGCCGUGCGCAUGCUCACCGAGGCCCUUGGGGUAGAGCUGGCGCCGCAUGGCAUCCGAGUGAACUCCAUCUCCCCGGGCUUGAUCGACUCGGAGCAGUUGCGCGCGGUUCGCACCCAGAAAAGCCGGGAGGACUCUCGCAUUUAUGACGAAGGACCGCCGCUGGGGCGCAUUGGCAAUUUCAACGAUCUGACCGGCGCAGUCGUCUACCUCCUCAGUGAUGCGUCCGCCUAUACUACUGCCAGUGACAUUGCCAUCACGGGAGGGCUGCAUGUGGGGAGGAUAGAU